Molecule: messenger RNA, 3610 nt
Organism: Onychostoma macrolepis
Lineage: Eukaryota; Metazoa; Chordata; Actinopteri; Cypriniformes; Cyprinidae
Exons: 2
Coding region: 1646-2578 (310 amino acids)
Source: RefSeq, a predicted model, not a curated record
GGGUUUUGCAGUUAUUACCGCCGAUUUAUCGCGGGCUUCUCCAAGGUUGCACGACGAAUUUGUGCACUAAAAAGGGCAGUGGGUCCCAAUGUGACAAGUUGUUUCAAGACUCUUUGACAUCUGAAUGCCAGCAGGCAUUUGAGCAUCUUAAGAAGGAGCUGACCUGCGCUCCAGUGCUGGGAUAUGCAGACUUCUCCCUUCCGUACGUGUUAGAGACAGAUGCCAGUAAUUUGGGCCUGGGUGCUGUCCUUUACCAGCUUCAGGAUGGGAGGAAGAAAGUAAUUGCCUAUGCAAGUAGGAGGCUGAGAGGCGCUGAACGUAACGAUCGCAACUACAGCAGCAUGAAACUGGAACUCCUGGCCUUAAAGUGGGCUGUAGUAGAGAAGGGUUUAUCUGCUGGGGUCUCGGUUCACCGUUCUAACCGACAACAAUCCGCUCUGUCACCUUAACACUGCGAAGCUGGGAGCAGUGGAGCAGUGAUGGGUGGCACAACUAGCUGUAUUUGAGUUCGAGAUCUGCUACCGACUAGGUCGUUGUAAUACAGUGGCUGAUGCUCUCUCCCAGAGGCCGGGGCUGGAUGAGGUGGAGGUAGUGGUCGAAGAUACCUAGUAUGAUGGCUGUGUGGCCAUUUGUAGUGAGCUGCAUGGGGGAACAGCCAUAGACCCAGAUCUCACCGUGUUGGGACCAGCGCUAGGGGAGCUUACAGAGAGGAAAGCCCAGACUCUGCCCUUGAAAACACUCCGACCUUACCUGGAUAUACUAAGGAGGAGCUCUGUCGUCUUCAAGAUGCAGAUCCUUUCCUGAAACUACUGAAGCAGUUUUGGCAUACCAGAAGGAAGCCCUCAGCCCGCGAGAGAAGGGGACUCCCCCGGCAAGUGCGGUCAUUGCUUAAACAGUGGGGUAAGAUCAAGGAAGAGGAAGGAUUAUUGUAUCGUGUGGUAGAUGAUGUAUUCCUAGGCGAGUGUCAACAGCUGUUACUUCCCACUUUCUUGGUUGAGCUGGUGCUACGGAGUGUCCAUGAUCAAAUGGGACACCAGAGAAUUGAGAGAACCCUGAGCUUGCUCAAGCCAAGAUGCUAUUGGGCAGGGAUGCAAUGAGGCUGUAGACACCUGGGUGAAGAAUUGUCAUUGCUGUGUGCUUGCUAAGCUGCCGCAGCCUAAGAUUCAGGCAUCCUGGACCCCUUUUUUGGCUUCCCAACCACUGGAAGUGGUAGCUGUUGAUUUUACCACUCUGGAGCCUGCCUCUGACGGCUGAGAAAACGUCCUGGUGGUGACGGAUGUCUUCACUAAGUUUUGUCAGGCGUUCCCCACACGUGAUCAGAAGGCAGAUACCACCGCUAAGCUGCUCCUGAAAGAGUAGUUUCUCAAGUAUGGAGUGCCACAGAGACUGCACUCCGACCAGGGGAGAAACUUUGAGAGUGCAGUCAUUGCGGAGCUGUGCGGGUUGUAUGGGGUGCUGAAGUUGAGGACCACCCCAUAUCAUCCGCAAGGGAAAUCCCCACUGUGAACGAUUUAACCGCACUCUACAUGACCUGCUGCGCUCGCUGCCCCCUGACAAGAAGAACAGAUGGCCUGAACACUUACUGGAAUUGGUGUAUGCUUAUAACGUGACGCCUCACUCCUCCACAGGAUACUCCCCAUAUUACAUGUUGUUUGGUACACAACCGCACCUUCCGGUUGAUGCGUUGUUGGGACGAGAGACUGAGGAGGGCAUGGAAACCAACUGGUUGUCUGUCCACAGGGAGCGUCACCAGGAUGCUCAUGCUAGAGCGAGAGAAUAUGCGGGGAAAAAAGCUGCGGAAUGGACUGCCAAGCAUGAGAGUGAGGUUUAUUGCCUGGAGAUCUCUAUUGGACAGCAAGUGUACUUGAGGCACUGUCCGGCAGGGAGAAAUAAGAUUCAAGAUGCAUGGGCGCCACAGGUCUACGUAGUGAAGGAUGUUCUAGGAACUACAUAUGUGGUGGGGCCAGACGGAGGUGGUGUGCAAAGAAGAGCCCAUUGGUCGCAUCUUCAACCUUGUCCACAACCAACCCCAGUGGCAGCACCGCAUAGCAAAGUACGCUAUUCGAAAGAAGUUGUCAGUCCAUCGGAUGGAAAAAUAUCAGUGUCUCCGGAUGGUGAGUGUGUAGUGGUGGAGGAGACAUGGCAUAUGGCGGAGGGGCAAUCCAUACCUUCAGGAGAUGAAUGGGUAGAAUGUCCCAGUACACCGGUAGAUGUUUUGAAUGCACCUGGGGUUAAAGAACAAGAGAGUGCUGAUGAAUCGAGAACGGCAGUGGAGAGGAGUGUAGACGAAGGAGGGGAUGACGUGGAGGUGAUACCUACGGACUUGGUUCCAGAUGCAGUCAGGAACUGUCCAGUCCCUGCCCCGAGGAGUAAGUUGACUGCCCCAGUUGAGCCAAGAAUACCAGUCCCGGUGCCGCGUUGGUCCCAAAGGCAGACAGCGGGUAAACACAGUAACCCGUAUAGCCUGCCCAAGUCAGUUUGUAAUGCAGUUUCCUUCACCCCAGACAUUUUGUCUCAAGUUUUGGCCGGCAUGGUACUGUAUACGUCUGAAAAACUGAAAAGUACUGUGGACGGUUAAAAGGGAAGUCCACGAGGACGUUGACUUAUGGCAGGGGAGAGUGUGACCAGGGCAAAAAAGGGUGUGUGAUAACACCUCCCUGCCGCUUGGGACGCUUGGGUAUGCUUUGUGCAGUGUGGUAGCGGGAGGAGAAGGCGGGUUUUCCGAGUGGCCUUGCUGAUCUGUGUUGAGCACACGCGAGUUGGGAAAUGUUACGGUUUACUCAUAGGAAAAAAGGGGAAUUCCCCAUUGCAGUUUCAGAGCGUCGCCGUUCAGCUGUUGGAUUGGCUGGUGAUUGGUUGGAUUUUCACGUUUCUCUGAGUGCGGGGAAUGUUUGUGUGGUGGGACCGUGUACUUCACAGUGACGGAGAUUGAGCGUGAGUGUUUAUUUAUUCUGUUCAUGUACUGGUUGAUCAUUGUAUAUUAUCGUUAUGAUAUUGAGAAGAAAGUUUAAAGUACCUCUUUCUCUUUUAACGACAUAAUAUCAGAGGGGAGAGCGAGUGCACGUGUGGACACGCGUGAGCAACGGCUCAGUGGAUCUCUUAGUGCAGUUCAUCGUUCAACCAAAAGCAUCAUAAGCCACUACCGUUGUUUAUCAGGGUAUUAACAAGAAAACUUGUACUUGUGUAUUUCGUUUACAUUUAUAUACUGUCGUAUGAAUUGUAAAGGGAGACUGUAUAAAAGGGGGAAAGAAAAACGCAGCAAACUCCUUGUUGGACAAUCGGGUUUCUUUUAUUGUUUUUUCUCAGUAUAUGUUUCAUUUCUGGAUCUUGCUUAUAAGUGGAAAUCUCUGUCAUUAAUGCCACAGUCUUUGUAUACGUGGUCACAAAUAAAGAACCCUUUUCGUUAUAGAUGUCUGAUGAUAUUUGGUUUACUCCUGGAGUAAGUACAUUAUCCCUUGUAGUCAUUCUCUGGAAAUCAGGACAUUUGUGCCUGAAGAUUUCAAGAUUUUGGAUUGUGGGGCAUUUCACUGCAUCCACAAAAAAAUAAAUCACUUUUAAUUUUAUCACAGGCUUUAUGAAGAAUCAAUCCAUGUUUAAUACAGUCUUUACC